AUGAUUUUGGGAUACGUUAAUUAUUUGUUCGUUACUCGUUUAGAAAAAGAAGAGAAAGAAAAGCUAAAGUUGGAUACAAAAGAAGCAGCAGCACAGUUUUGGCAAAAGUUUCAAGUGGAACGGGGAGCAAUAACCAAUGACAUUGCAUUACUCUCCAACACUACCUCCACAUCCGUGAUUACCAAAGAAUGCGACAAGAUUCUUGAACGGAUUAAUAAUCUCGAGAAAAAAUUGACAGAAGCUACAAUUUACCUGCCGUCGUAUGAUCAACGACAACUGAGUCUGCAAAUAAAAUCAAUGAUCGAUGAAUUAAAUAUAAGACGUACAUUAUUAGCUCCAAAGCAAAAAUUUUCUUUUAAAUCACGAAAAGUAGCGACCUCCAAUGACGAAUCAAAAAAGCUAACCACAAAAUCUGAAUCAAAAAGCACCACUACAACUACAACUAGCACGACAAUAUCAUCAUCAUCAUUAGACAGUCACAACGAUCCAAAUCUACGAGUAAUCACAUUACAUAAUCGACAAAAGGCAUUUUUAACUGUGAAUUCAUAUUUGUCGUCCUCAUCAUCAAUUUCCGCGAAGAUGAUUGACGUUCAACUUUCCGAUCUAACGCAUUGUGUGGUAAAUUUAGUGAGUAAAAGGAUUUUUAUUGGUGCCAUACAUGUUAAAGGGUUGAAGAAUAGUGUGGUAGUUGUUGGUCCGGUUGGAAGUUCUGUUUUGAUCCACGAUUGUGAACGAUGUGUGUUUGUUGUUGGCUGUCAUCAGUUUCGAAUACAUACAUCGAAACAAAUGAUUAUUUACCUACAUGUGACUAGUCAUCCUAUUAUCGAAGAUUGCCAUGAUAUUCAAUUCGCACCAUAUACAAUUCCAAUUGAUGGAUUAGACAAGAUGUUUGAAGUAAUAAAAUUAGAUCCAAACUUAAAUCAUUACGACAAAGUGGAUGACUUUAAUUGGCAUCGACAACAAGCAUCACCUAAUUGGAAGUUAUUACCCGAAGAAAAGAUACUUAAAGAAUGGCCUAACAAGUUGCUGGAUGAUGACGAAAUGUCACCUGAUAACAACAACAAUAAUGAGAAUCUGUCUGAGGAGAUUAUUGAUCAUUUACUUGCAGAAAUUUUAAAAUAA
Messenger RNA from Ambispora leptoticha, 1122 nucleotides. The record is from the annotation of a GenBank genome assembly. Lineage: Eukaryota; Fungi; Glomeromycota; Glomeromycetes; Archaeosporales; Ambisporaceae.